Molecule: messenger RNA, 1107 nt
Organism: Rotaria socialis
Lineage: Eukaryota; Metazoa; Rotifera; Eurotatoria; Philodinida; Philodinidae
Source: the annotation of a GenBank genome assembly
AUGUUCGAUCUUACACAUCCAUCUAUUGAUGGAACUCUCAAUACAGCAAUAUCAUCGUAUCCAAAUCCUUAUGCAUCAACAGCAUAUCGACCGUUUACUUCAAAUCCGUCAUCAUCUUUUCUAUUUAAUAUACCCAACACUCUUGACGAACAGCAACAACAACAGCAGCAGCAACAUCAUCAACGACUUACAGAAUUUGCAGCAUAUCCAAAUCCGACACAAGAGCUAAUGACUUAUUCCAUGUUCGAUUCUGAACAGUAUGUAGAUAAUCAAUAUCAUUCUCGUCCUAUGGAUGCUAUGGAUCAAAGUUCAUUUUUACCUUAUUUAUAUCCAUCGUAUCGUCCAGGAUUUAAUACAACAUCGACUGUGGCGGAUGGUAAAGAUGCCAAUUACGUCUGUAAAUGGAUUAAUCCGGAUACAAAUAGAAUAUGUAACGGAGCAUUUAUUUACAUGCAAGAUAUUGUAACUCAUCUGACAGUCGAACAUGUUGGUGGACCUGAACAAUCGUCACAUGUAUGUUUAUGGGCGGAUUGCCCUCGACAUGGCCGAGCAUUUAAAGCAAAAUAUAAAUUAGUUAAUCAUAUACGUGUUCAUACCGGUGAAAAACCAUUCUCUUGUCCGUUUGCUCGAUGUGGAAAAGUAUUUGCACGUUCAGAAAAUCUCAAAAUACACAAACGAACACAUACCGGAGAACGACCAUUUAAAUGUCAAUUUUGUGAACGAAGUUUUGCCAAUAGUUCUGAUAGAAAAAAACAUCAGCAUGUUCAUACAUCUGAUAAACCAUAUAAUUGCCGUUUUACUGGCUGCGAUAAAACAUACACUCAUCCAUCAUCUUUACGCAAACAUAUGAAAAUGCAUGAAUCUGUCUCAUCGUCUGAAUGCGUAAAAACUGAGCCAUGUUCAAAACGAAGCAAUCAUUAUCAACGUAGUCAAUCGCCUAAUAUUAAUAAUUCUUUAGCAACAGAUAGCUGUUCUCAAUCACCUUUAUCUUCCUAUGAAAAUCUUGUACCAACGAAAAAUAGAGCAUCGUCAAGUUAUAUGCAUCCGAUGAAUGUUUACCAUCAUUCAGCUGAUUUUCAACAACAUUAUUCUGGACUGCAUUUUUAA